CAUUCACUUAUUAUUGUUGAAUAUGGUAAACAGAUAACAAGGUCGACGGUCUUCUAUAACGCUUUCCCUUUCCUAAAAUAUUCACAUUCAAUCUCUCACCGAGAAAACUCUACAGAUGUGGCGGCAGCGACAGUGGUCACCACCACUUCUACUCUUCAUCCUCACGGUCGCCACUCUCCUACCUUCCUCUUCCUCCAUAGAUUUCCUCUACAACAACUUCACAUCCGCAGCAAACACGACGGACCUCAUCCUCAUCGAAGACUCCCGUGUCGAAUCCACCGUCGUCCUCUUCAUCAACGAGACCGAACAAUACUCCUUAGGCCGCGUUUUCUACCCGCAAAAGCUCUCGAUCAUACCCGACCCGACCGGGAACCCGACCCGGCUCUCCUCUUUCUCCACCUCCUUCGUCUUCUCCAUCCUCCCCGACAUCUCCUCAAGCCCUGGCUUCGGCCUCUGCUUCGUCCUCUGCAACUCCACCUCUCCUCCAGGGGCCAUCGCCAGCCAGAACUUCGGUCUCUUCCCCGACAUCCCCUCCCGUGUCCCCGCUCCCCUCAUCGCCGUCGAGUUCGACACCGGUCUGAACGGCGAAGCCAACGACAUCGACGGUAACCACAUAGGCAUCGACCUCAACACCAUCUUAUCCACCAAAGCCGAAACCGCAGGGUACUAUAAUUCUUCUGCCAACGGAAGCUUUGUCCCUGUUAACAUGCGUAACGGACAGAACAUCCACGCUUGGAUCGACUUCGACGGUCCGAACUUCGAGAUCAACGUUACGAUCGCCCCCGCCGGUAUGCCUCGACCUCCUCGACCUACCCUCACUUACCGUGAUCCCGUCAUCGCCAAUUACGUAUCGGCUGAUAUGUUCGUUGGCUUCUCCGCGUCCAAGACGCUUUGGGUUGAAGUUCGGAGAAUCCUCGCUUGGAGCUUGAGUGACACGGGAGCUCCUCCUCGUGAGAUCAACACCACGGGUCUACCCGUGUUCUUUCUCGACUCUCCCUCCUCUUCUCUCUCGACCGGAGCGAUAGCCGGGAUCGUCAUCGGUUGCGUUGUGUUCCUGUGUUUACUCGGUUUAGGAGGUUACUUCCUUUGGUGGAAGCUAAUAAGAGAGGAGGAAGAAGAAGAGGCCGAGGAGUGGGAGCUCGAGUUCUGGCCUCACCGUUUCACCUACGAAGAUCUCUCCGCGGCCACCGACUCUUUCUCCAGCGACCGUCUUCUCGGAUCCGGAGGGUUCGGUAAAGUGUACAGAGGGAUCUUGUCGAACAACAGCAACGAGGUAGCUGUGAAGUGCGUGAACCACGAUUCGAAGCAAGGGCUGAGAGAGUUCAUGGCGGAGAUCGAGAGCAUGGGUCGGCUUCAGCAUAAGAAUCUCGUUCAGAUGAGAGGCUGGUGUCGCCGGAAAAGCGAGCUCAUGCUCGUUUACGACUACAUGCCUAACGGGAGUCUGAAUCAGUGGAUAUUCGACCACCCUAAAGAGCCGAUGACGUGGCGGAUGAGGCGGCAAGUGAUCAACGACGUGGCGGAAGGGCUUAACUAUCUCCACCAUGGGUGGGAACAGGUUGUGAUCCACAGAGAUAUUAAAUCGAGCAACAUUCUUUUGGAUUCCGACAUGCGUGGGAGGCUUGGGGACUUCGGUCUGGCUAAGCUGUACGAGCACGGUGGAGCUCCCAACACGACGCGCGUGGUGGGCACGCUCGGGUAUUUAGCGCCGGAGCUAGCGUCUGCUUCGUCUCCCACGGAGGCGAGCGAUGUGUACAGCUUUGGCGUGGUGGUGCUGGAGGUGGUGUGUGGGAGGAGACCGAUUCAGUACGGGGAGGAGGAAGAUAUGGUGCUUGUGGAUUGGGUUAGGGAUUUGUAUGGUCAAGGAGUGGUGGUUAAUGCGGCUGAUGAAAGAGUGAGAACAGAGUGUGAUACGGAUGAUGAGAUUGAGUUGUUGCUUAAGUUAGGGCUUGCUUGUUGUCAUCCUGAUCCAGCUAAGCGACCUACCAUGAGAGAGAUUGUAUCACUCUUGAUUGGCUCGCCACAGGAGGAUUUGUUGACUGGACUCACGCCGGUAGCUGUUGAUACUGCCUCUCCCUCUAUACACGCCUGAAUAGCUUUUCUUGUUUUUGUGUUGUCUUGUGUUGUGAGGAAGACGUGUAAAGAUGAGGACUGAAUCUGUAGUUAUUUGAACUCCAAAGUUUACAUGUUGAUAUUAUUCAAAAGACUUUUUAGAUAA
Molecule: messenger RNA, 2215 nt
Organism: Raphanus sativus (radish)
Lineage: Eukaryota; Viridiplantae; Streptophyta; Magnoliopsida; Brassicales; Brassicaceae
Product: L-type lectin-domain containing receptor kinase S.1
Exons: 1
Coding region: 116-2089 (657 amino acids)
Biological process (GO): protein phosphorylation
Cellular component (GO): plasma membrane
Molecular function (GO): carbohydrate binding; ATP binding; protein kinase activity
Source: RefSeq, a predicted model, not a curated record